Rotaria sordida is the source of this 309-nucleotide messenger RNA. The record is from the annotation of a GenBank genome assembly. NCBI's taxonomy places the organism in Eukaryota, Metazoa, Rotifera, Eurotatoria, Philodinida, Philodinidae.
AUGUCUUCAACAAAUUCUACGAAAUCGACUUUAUCAAAAGCUGAAAUUCAAGGUGUAGUAACAUCAAAUGAUCCAUCGAUUUCAUUUAAAAAACCAACAGGUGUAAGAAGUGAAUUUUGGACAAAUUACUCUCAAGUUUAUCAUAAAAAUAUUGUUCAAGAUUAUAUUAUAUGCUUACAACGUAGAGCCGUAUUGAAAUGGAUAAGUGAAAAUGGAAUAAUAGUAAUGAGUCAUCAUAAUUGCUUAAAAAAUAAACCUGUUACGACGACUCCAUCUCGACAACGAACAAUAUCAUCUUAUUGUCAAUAA